AUGAAGGUCUCCCUCGCCCUAUUCACCGUCCUCGCCGGCCUCGCACUUGCCACUCCCUCCCAUCCUGCUGCCCGCGCCGAAACUGCCUCCGGAGUUGCGGAUGUUGGGGCUCCGAAUGCAGAGCAGUUGGCGGAGGUGGCAGCCAACGUGCAAGCGCUCGCAGCCCUCGACCCUGCUUGCGUCUCCUGCGUUCGAAGAAACUGCUCGGCUUCGUGGGUCUGUCUUAGGGCCACCGCCCCGCAGCUGAUCACCGCGUGUCUCCUGUUGAGGUGCGCUGCUGCUUCGGCUUUAUGCUGCGUCUUUUGA
This is a messenger RNA of Glarea lozoyensis ATCC 20868, 306 nucleotides long. RefSeq lists its product as uncharacterized. The coding region runs from base 1 to 306 and encodes 101 amino acids. The transcript has a single exon. The record is from RefSeq and is a predicted model, not a curated record. Lineage: Eukaryota; Fungi; Ascomycota; Leotiomycetes; Helotiales; Helotiaceae.